GAGCUGCCUACCAAACAGAAACACUUUUGUUUAAAAUCAACACUGUUUAUUGCAAGCAAAAAAAAUAAAAUAAAAUAAAAAAUACAAAAUGGGUGCUUUUACAAGGCUGUUUGCCGGUGUCACAUUGAGGACGUGGAGAAGGAGUAGAUGGAUAAGUCGACGCGGAGAGGCAGCGUUUUCCUCAUGCAAACCGAAGGUGUGCGUUGUUGGCAGUGGACCAGCAGGUUUCUACACAGCACAGCACUUGAUCAAGGCCCGUCAAGAUGUUGAGGUGGAUAUUUACGAGCGACUACCCGUCCCUUUUGGCCUCGUCAGGUUCGGGGUCGCCCCGGAUCAUCCUGAAGUGAAGAACGUCAUCAACACGUUCACGCAGACUGCCAAACAUGCACGCUGUAGUUUCUACGGAAACGUGAACGUUGGCAAGGAUGUGAGCGUUCAAGAGCUGCAGCAAGCGUACCAUGCAGUAAUACUCAGUUAUGGGGCAGAGGGAAACAGGAGGAUGGGGAUACCCGGAGAAGACUUGGCCGGUGUUUAUUCCGCCAAAGACUUCGUGGGUUGGUACAAUGGACUGCCAAGCUGCCGAGAGCUGAGCCCCAAUCUGAGUUGUGAAACAGCAGUCAUUCUGGGACAGGGCAAUGUGGCUUUGGACGUCGCAAGAAUAUUACUGUCACCUACUGACAUUUUAAAGAACACCGACAUCACUCAGCCUGCCCUUGAAGCUCUGAUGGAGAGCCAAGUCCGCAGGGUGCUCAUUGUCGGCAGGAGAGGACCCAUGCAGGUUGCGUACACAAUCAAGGAGCUUCGAGAAAUGGUGAUGCUACCAGGCACCAGACCUGAGAUGCUGCCAGCUGAUUUUGAGGGUGUCCCUGAGGUUCUUCAAGAUUUACCAAGACCAAGAAAACGUCUCACAGAGUUGAUGUUAAAGGCAGCUGCCGAGCUUCCAGCGGAGGAGGAACAGGAAAGAAGAAGCAAAUGCUUGCGCAGUUGGGGUCUUCGAUUCUUCCGGAGCCCUGUUCUCGUCCUUCCCAGUCCUGAUGCCACCAGGACAGCUGCCAUCCGACUUGCAGUCAACAAACUGGAGGGUUCAGGUGAGGCUGCUCGUGCGGUGCUCACUGGCGAGGUAGAGGAUGUGACCUGUGGCCUUGUCAUUAGCAGCAUUGGCUACAAGUGUCUUCUCAUUGACCCAUCAGUGCCCUUUGACUCUGGCAAAGCGAUAGUCCCGAACCAAAUGGGCCGCGUUCAACAAUCUCCAGGUCUGUACUGUAGCGGCUGGCUUAAGACGGGCCCAACUGGCGUGAUCGCCACCACUAUGAAUAAUAGUUUUGACACUGCAAGAUCCUUAAUGGAAGACAUGGAUGCAGGGAACUUGGACAUGUCUGUUGCUAAAUCUGGGUCACUAAGUAUUAGAACUCUUCUUGAAAAGAGAGGAGUGAAGCCCGUGACCUUCUCAGAUUGGGAAAAGAUUGACAGUUUGGAGACGAGAAGCGGUGAAUCAAUGGGAAAACCCAGAGAAAAACUGCUGACUGUGGAAAAAAUGCUUCAGGUGGCAUGGGCAUGAUCUUCAUGGCCAAUUUCACGAAAAGGUGGAUGGGACGGAGUGUCACCAGUGUAGAACAUUUUGUCAGAGAGCCUCGAACACAUCAGGCAUGGAAAAUGUGUACUAUGAAAAUAUGUAUUGAAUUAAUUUAUUGAAUAGGAUACAGUGAGCUACGUUUCCAUAAUUUAUCAUUACACGUCUAAUGUACUGUAUAUCAACAGGUCUAUAAACAAUGAGUUUACUAUAUUUAAUGUUAUAUGAAAUUAAUCAGUUUCAUACACACAUUGCAUUACAAUAUAUUUUUUUAAUUGUAUUACUCUCUGUGUACUUUUUUAAAAUAUAAACUACUCAGAUGUCCAUCAGGAUGUCCUACACAUACAGUAGUUGCAACAAACAUUUAGCUGAUUAUAAAGCCUGUGUAGUGGGACCUCACACAUUCAUGUUAACACCAAAACUGCAUUUUCUAUUCAUUAUUGAAUGAAAAAAAUGAGUGGAAAUAAUGUCUGUAUUUUGUUAGUUUAUGAAAUUUAAAAAUGUUUUUUUUUAAA
Phyllopteryx taeniolatus (common seadragon) is the source of this 2085-nucleotide messenger RNA. It is a transcript of the gene fdxr, whose product is annotated as ferredoxin reductase. NCBI's taxonomy places the organism in Eukaryota, Metazoa, Chordata, Actinopteri, Syngnathiformes, Syngnathidae. Bases 89 to 1558 code for a protein of 489 amino acids. Gene Ontology annotation, cellular component: mitochondrion. The record is from RefSeq and is a predicted model, not a curated record. Gene Ontology annotation, biological process: ubiquinone biosynthetic process. The transcript is spliced from 12 exons.